AUAAAAGAUACGUAAAAGAUGAAAUCUCACAAUUUAUUUGAAAAAUAACAAUUUUUUAAGGCAUUUAAGGAUACUGCGAAUGAAUCAUUUGACCUUCUCAUUUAGUACAUUUCCUGCAAAUUUUAACAUUUGCAUUUCUCAAAACUGGAUAGUAUUCGUUUCAGAUAAGAUGUCUGGCUCAGGACAUAAGCAUCGCUACAAGAACACUGCUUUGGAUAGUGUUGAACUAAGAAGACGUAGGGAAGAGGAGGGUAUACAGCUCAGAAAGCAGAAAAGAGAUCAGCAGUUGAGUAAACGGCGAAAUGUUAAUGUUAAUCAAGUACUACCUGAAGAUGACCCGUUGCAGGUUGAAGGAGACAUGUCUUCUCCUGUAGUUCCGGCAAUAUCUCAAGAAAUGGUACAGGAUUUAUAUAGCUCAGAUCCUGAAUUACAAUUAGCUGCCACACAGAAGUUUAGGAAAUUAUUGAGUCGUGAACCUAAUCCUCCUAUCGAUGAAGUUAUUCAAACUGGUAUUGUACCUCGGUUUGUAGAGUUUCUACAAAACACUACCAAUUGCACGCUACAAUUUGAAGCAGCAUGGGCAUUAACUAACAUUGCUUCUGGGACAUCUCAGCAAACUCGGAUGGUAAUCGAUGCAGGAGCGGUUCCAAUUUUUAUUGCAUUGUUAGGCAGUCAGUAUGAGGAUGUUCAGGAACAAGCUGUUUGGGCACUUGGAAAUAUCGCAGGAGACUCGGCGGAAUGUAGAGACCAUGUUCUGGAUUCGGGCAUUCUAGUUCCUUUACUUCAGUUACUGGCUAAAUCUUCUCGCAUUACGAUGAUGAGGAACGCAGUUUGGGCAUUGUCAAAUCUGUGCAGAGGCAAAAAUCCUCCCCCGGAAUUCUCCAAGGUGUCUCCUUGCCUUCCUGUUUUAUCCCGGUUACUGUUUCACACUGAUCCGGACGUGCUUUCCGAUGCCUGUUGGGCAUUAAGUUACUUAUCAGAUGGACCAAAUGAAAAAAUACAGGCAGUUAUAGAUGCGGGCGUGUGUAGAAGGUUAGUUGAACAUCUGAUGGCACCUCAGCCCAAUGUAGUUUCAGCAGCACUGAGAGCUGUAGGAAAUAUCGUCACCGGUGACGACGUACAGACUCAGGUUAUCCUGAAUUGUGCGGCUCUGCCCUGCUUGCUGCACUUACUGUCAUCCACCAAGGAAAGUGUGAGAAAGGAAGCCUGCUGGACUAUUAGUAACAUAACUGCCGGAAAUAGGUCACAAAUUCAGGCUGUCAUCGAUCACAAUAUAUUCCCCGUUUUAAUAGAAGUCCUGUGCAAUGCCGAAUUCAAAACCAGAAAAGAGGCAGCCUGGGCUAUUACUAACGCUACCAGCGGCGGCACACCAGACCAAAUAAGAUAUUUAGUGAAUCAGGGAUGUAUAGGGCCCAUGUGCAAUCUAUUGACAGUAAUGGACGCUAAGAUAGUCCAGGUGGCCUUGAACGGUUUGGAGAAUAUUCUCAGGCUUGGCGAACAGGAAUCCAGGGCUCAUAGUGGAAACAAUCCUUACGCCGUGCUGAUCGAGGAGUGCUAUGGUCUGGACAAAAUCGAAUUCCUCCAAUCGCACGAAAAUAUCGAGAUCUACCAAAAAGCUUUCGACAUUAUCGAACAUUAUUUCGGCACGGAAGAGGAAGAUACUAACAUAGCGCCCGCGAUCGACGCGAACCACGACCAGUACCAGUUCAGCUCGGACCAAUCGGUGCCGAUGGGCGGUUUUCAAUUCUAGACAACUACAAAAACCAAUUAAUAAUUGUUAAAACCCAUUUUAAAUUAUUACACACACCAAUGCGUCUGUCAGCGUAUCGAUUGAGACGUAUACAAGUUACGCCAUCUCGCGGUAGUUGUGAAAAUCGAGUCAAAACAACAAAUUACACAUAUUACUAUUAUUUUCUCUAUAUUUCGGUGGACAGCCGAAUCGAAAAACACUAAUUUUCUAUUUUCAAACUGUUUUGAAAGAAAAGGAAGAUUCAGUUCUGGUUUGUCGUCAUUUUCUAAUAAAUAAUUAUCAGCAAAUAGUUUGCCUUAACGUGUCGAUUUUUUGGUAGGAAUGGUCAAAAGUAUCGAUAUUUUUUCUUAUAAUUAUCCAUAAUGUAUUUUUUAUUAUCGUGGCAGUUGAAUUCACAAAACUAAGGAAGGAGUAUAUCGACAAAACUAUUGAGAUUACCUUUUUUACAUGUAAUAAAAUAAGAUUCACUAACUAAUAUUCUUGUUUUGUUAAAUUCAAAUAUACACGGUGAGUCUUAAAUAAGUGUAAAUAUUUUUAGGGGUAGUAUAUUUCGACCCCAGAAACACGAUUAUGAGGGUUUUAUUCGCGAAAAAAAAAUUUCAAUCUUUUUUUUUUUUAGUUAAAAAUCAUAAUUUCUUGAUAAUAUGGCAACCUAGGAAGUAGAUUAAGUUUACAAGAAAGAAAACCCAGAAAAGUUACUCAAAAUUUAAGCAAAUCCCAAUUCAAAGUCUGACAUGAUGUCUUUCCAGAAAUACUUCGCAUAAAACCAAACAACAUAAGAUAAACAUUGAAAAGCACAUCAAACUCGCGAAAAUUUAAAUAUGUCAACAUAAAAUUUGAUUAAAAGUGACAAAAAUGGUAUUUCAAAAUAGCGGCAAGACUUAGCUUUCAUCUACAAUGUAUUCCUUAGUUUUUAUCGAUGGUUCUUUUAACGAUGGCGGUUCAAUGUAGGGAUGGUCAUAAGUAUCGAUAUUUUUAAUAAUCGAUUUUUAGAAAAGGGACGAUGCCAACUAUCGAUACUUUUUUAUCUAAAAUAUUUUAACAAUUCUCAAUUUUAAUCACUAUUUUGAACAUGAGCGAAACUAUAAAAAUUUUAGGGAUUACAUAUAUCCACUUGUUUGUAUAGAAAAAACCAUGAUAAUACUAAUAAUUGAUGACGCUGUGGUGCAGGGGGAUGUAACUGACAUCCUUUUAUUUUUUUAAAGUCCACUAAGACGUUAAUUUGUAGACUUGUAUACUAGUAACUUGUAGUAAAAUAUUCGUAGAGCAAAAAAUUCAAUCAUUUAGGUUAACAGAAAAAAUAUUUCCCCUGUCAUAUUUCCUUAAAGAAUUUUAGGCGUUAAAGCAGCCAAAUAUCGUGAAAAUAUGGUUACAAGUAGGGAUGAUCAAGAGUAUCGAUUUUUUUCCAUUCGCCAAAUAUCGAAUUUUUAUCAACUGAUGUAUUAAAAGAUAAACAAAUAAAAAUAAUGAUCCUGUUACAAAUAUUGCUGUAUCUUUAUUAGAAAAUGGGAGAAAAAUCAGAGACAGUUCCUGUAGAGAUUGAAAAGAUUG
Messenger RNA from Sitophilus oryzae (rice weevil), 3301 nucleotides. Its product is annotated as importin subunit alpha-7. Gene Ontology annotation, biological process: NLS-bearing protein import into nucleus. Gene Ontology annotation, molecular function: nuclear import signal receptor activity; protein binding. Bases 80 to 1750 code for a protein of 556 amino acids. Gene Ontology annotation, cellular component: nucleoplasm; cytoplasm; nucleus. The transcript has 10 exons. The record is from RefSeq and is a predicted model, not a curated record. Lineage: Eukaryota; Metazoa; Arthropoda; Insecta; Coleoptera; Curculionidae.